AUGGAUCUUAUUUAUCUGGUCACAAUCGGCUACAGAUGUUCAUUCGUUAUAGGGUUGCUAUCACUUUUCAUUGCUAAAUUAUAUUUACCUGUUUUUUUACAAUAUGGUAAGACAAUAACUAAAAAUAAUAAGGGAGAAAGUAAUGAUUCAAAUGUUAAUAAGGUUCUUUUCAAGAUAGAACAUUUUACAGUGCCUAAAUCAUAUUUCUCACAUUUUUACAUAAUAUCUACUAUCUUAUCAAUUGCAGUGUUGAAAGAUUACCCUAAAUAUCCAAUAUCAUGGUUAUUAUUAGUACAUUCAUUGAGAAGACUCUAUGAAACCAUUUAUGUUUCUAAAUAUUCUAAAAAUUCAAGAAUGAAUUGGUCUCAUUACAUUGUAGGAAUAUGGUUUUACUCAGUAUUACACUUAAUAGUAAGAAUUAAACUACAUCAAGGUAAAAUUUCCAAAGAUAUCAACAUAGUGUCUCUAGUAAUUUUUAUAAUAGCAUCAUGGGAUCAAUAUAAAAACCAUAGAGUAUUAUCAGAAUUGGUAAAAUAUUCGUUACCAACAAAAAGACUAUUCAAAAUUUGCUGUUCACCACAUUAUUUCGAUGAAAUUCUAAUUUACUCUUCAUUUGUAUCAUACAACAACGAAUUCAUAUGGUUACUUAUCUGGGUAAUAGCAAGUCUAUCUAUAUCUGCAAUCGAAACCAAAGCUUAUUAUAAAGAUAAAUUUAGACAUCAAUUUGUCCCGAAUCAUGCAAUUAUACCCUUUAUUUUGUAG
Messenger RNA from Vanderwaltozyma polyspora DSM 70294, 762 nucleotides. It is a transcript of the gene DFG10, whose product is annotated as putative polyprenol reductase. The coding region runs from base 1 to 762 and encodes 253 amino acids. Gene Ontology annotation, molecular function: 3-oxo-5-alpha-steroid 4-dehydrogenase activity. NCBI's taxonomy places the organism in Eukaryota, Fungi, Ascomycota, Saccharomycetes, Saccharomycetales, Saccharomycetaceae. The transcript has a single exon. Gene Ontology annotation, cellular component: endoplasmic reticulum. Gene Ontology annotation, biological process: dolichol-linked oligosaccharide biosynthetic process; polyprenol catabolic process. The record is from RefSeq and is a predicted model, not a curated record.